Molecule: messenger RNA, 886 nt
Organism: Photinus pyralis (common eastern firefly)
Lineage: Eukaryota; Metazoa; Arthropoda; Insecta; Coleoptera; Lampyridae
Exons: 5
Coding region: 59-823 (254 amino acids)
Source: RefSeq, a predicted model, not a curated record
ACAAUGUUCGAUUUGCAUCUCAAAUUAAAACGUAGAUAAACCUUAAAUUUGAUGGUACAUGCCUUCUGGCCUCACUUUAAUCAUGCUCGUUCUAAUAUCAGUGUUAAGUGCUUUAGCUGUAGCUCACUGCAGUGAAGAUUUUCUUGGAAAUCUUCAAGUCUGCAAACGCAACGACCGCAACAUCGACAGCUGCCUAAAAAAUGCCGUAAGUCAAGCAGUAAAGCUUCUGGCCGACGGUUAUCCCGAGCAUGGCAUUCAACCCCUAGAGCCUUUGAAAGUUGGAGGGUGGAAUGUCACUAAGGGAAGCGUCCUUCCCUUCGACCAAGACUAUUACGACAUGAAACUGCAUAACUACUCCGACAUCGUCAUCGAGUCAGUCAGCUCGAAAUUUGACGAUGAGAAUUUUUAUGUGGAAAUAAUAGCUCUCGGUCCCCAUAUGUACGUCGAUGGACGCUAUGAGUACUACGACGCAAUCCUAAAUGGCGUUAAUCUGACCAGCAAAGGCAAAAUCGAGUAUUAUUACACCGGGUACAAGUUUUACGUCGACCUAUUUGGUAAAAUUGUCAAACGGAAUGGCGUAGAAUACGUCGACAUUACAGCAUGUACUGUCGACGUCUUGAGCUUGGAUCUCCUAAGGAUAGAAUUCAGGAGUGAAAAUCCGGAGUUGGACGACGUGAUCACGACGAAGUUCAACAACAUUUGGAAGGAACUAAUCAGCGACAAUCGGGAGGGAUACGAACGGAUGUACUCGGAGAAAUUUAAGGAGGUCGCCAGUAGCGUCUUUUCAGCGUUUCGAUAUGACAAACUACUUCCGAAGAAUUAGUUAAGAAAAUGUAUUUUUAAAGGUUUAUUUUUACUCUGGAUCUAUUAAACCUAUCAAACUAAA